ACAGAGGACGAUUGGAACUGUUUAGAGGAAAGGGAAAUAGUAGAGGAAGAAGUCAACUACGUUCAGCAGAAGAUCGAAAUGGCCGCGCCAGCAGAGAGGAUGGAGGUUUCUCAGGGGGAGAGUUCUGUCAAACCUGCAGCAGAGGACAUGACGUCAAAGGACUACUACUUUGACUCUUAUGCCCACUUUGGAAUUCAUGAGGAGAUGCUGAAAGACGAGGUUCGCACUUUGACUUACCGCAACUCCAUGUUCCACAACAAGCACUUGUUCAAAGACAAGGUGGUUCUGGAUGUCGGCAGUGGAACAGGCAUCCUCUGCAUGUUUGCAGCCAAAGCUGGAGCCAAGAAAGUUAUAGGGAUAGAGUGCAGUAGCAUUUCAGACUAUGCUGUGAAAAUUGUGAAGGCCAACAAUCUGGAUGAUGUUGUGACCAUCAUUAAGGGGAAGGUGGAGGAAGUGGAGCUGCCUGUGGAAGGAGUUGAUAUCAUCAUUUCGGAGUGGAUGGGAUACUGCCUCUUUUACGAGUCCAUGCUCAAUACAGUCAUUUAUGCCAGAGACAAAUGGCUGAAACCAGAUGGACUGAUUUUUCCGGACAGAGCCACACUGUAUGUCACUGCUAUUGAAGACAGGCAGUACAAGGACUACAAGAUCCACUGGUGGGAGAAUGUGUAUGGCUUUGACAUGUCCUGCAUCAAGGAGGUGGCAAUAAAGGAACCCCUGGUGGACGUGGUGGACCCUAAGCAGCUGGUCACCAAUUCCUGUCUCAUCAGGGAGGUGGACAUCUACACAGUGAAGGCGGAGGACCUGACCUUCACCUCACCGUUCUGCCUGCAAGUGAAGAGGAACGACUACAUCCACGCUCUGGUCACCUACUUCAACAUAGAGUUCACUCGCUGCCACAAGAGGAUCGGCUUCUCCACCAGCCCAGAGUCUCCUUACACCCACUGGAAGCAGACAGUUUUUUACCUGGACGACUACCUGACCGUAAAGACUGGAGAAGAAAUCUUCGGCACUUUAAGCAUGAAGCCAAACGUCAAGAACAAUAGAGACCUGGACUUUGCCGUCGAUGUAGAUUUCAGGGGUCAGCUGUGUGAGAUGUCAAAGACUUUGGAGUACAAGAUGCGUUAAGGAGCUCUUUCCCCCGUCUUUGUGUUAGUCUUUAUUAGCAGUCACAGUAUACAGGUUCACUGGGAGGGUGUUCUCUAGUAAAAGCUCCCGUGCAGCAACCUUUUAAAGACAUGUUUU
Molecule: messenger RNA, 1242 nt
Organism: Poecilia latipinna (sailfin molly)
Lineage: Eukaryota; Metazoa; Chordata; Actinopteri; Cyprinodontiformes; Poeciliidae
Gene: prmt1
Product: protein arginine methyltransferase 1
Exons: 10
Coding region: 79-1125 (348 amino acids)
Biological process (GO): chromatin remodeling; peptidyl-arginine methylation, to asymmetrical-dimethyl arginine
Cellular component (GO): nucleus
Molecular function (GO): histone methyltransferase activity; protein-arginine omega-N asymmetric methyltransferase activity; protein-arginine omega-N monomethyltransferase activity
Source: RefSeq, a predicted model, not a curated record